Penicillium cataractarum is the source of this 1062-nucleotide messenger RNA. Its product is annotated as putative mitochondrial carrier protein. Gene Ontology annotation, biological process: transmembrane transport. Bases 1 to 1062 code for a protein of 353 amino acids. NCBI's taxonomy places the organism in Eukaryota, Fungi, Ascomycota, Eurotiomycetes, Eurotiales, Aspergillaceae. The transcript is spliced from 5 exons. The record is from RefSeq and is a predicted model, not a curated record.
AUGAGCCUCAAUCGCCAGGACGCAACGCAGAAGAAUGAGGCGGAUGGGACAGCAAGGCCUACUAUGCAAGGCUUGCAAUUGCCUUCAUCCGGCGCUCCAGCCAAGGAUUCGAUCUCUGCACCGCCCUCCAUGCUACGCCGGACACAAACUAGGCUGGCCGACCCGGUCGUGGCUGCAUUCAUGGCCGGAGGCGUUGCCGGUGCCGUUUCAAGAACGAUUGUAUCCCCUCUGGAACGAUUGAAAAUCCUACUCCAGAUCCAAAGUGUCGGUAGAGAUGAAUACAAGCUGUCGAUAUGGAAAGCUCUCAAGAAGAUGAAACGAGAGGAAGGCUGGCGAGGCUUUAUGCGCGGUAACGGAACCAAUUGUAUCCGCAUUAUCCCCUACUCUGCGGUGCAAUUUGGGAGUUACAAUUUCUAUAAGAAAUUUGCUGAAACUCCCGAGGGUGAGAUGACACCAACACGUCGUCUUAUUUGCGGAGGUAUCGCGGGCAUCACGUCUGUCACGGUCACGUACCCGCUGGAUAUCGUCCGUACUCGACUUUCCAUCCAAUCGGCAUCCUUUGCGGACCUGGGGGCCCGAGAUCCAUCCCAAAAGCUACCCGGCAUGUUCACGACUAUGGUGACGAUAUACAAAACCGAAGGCGGUAUGGUUGGCCUCUAUCGUGGAAUCGUCCCCACGGUUGCUGGUGUUGCUCCAUACGUCGGGCUCAAUUUCAUGACCUAUGAAUCGGUCCGCAAAUACUUGACUCCCGAGGGAGACAAGAACCCUAAUCCUUGGCGAAAGCUGCUUGCUGGUGCCAUUUCUGGGGCCGUGGCGCAAACCUGCACAUAUCCCUUUGACGUGCUACGGCGACGCUUCCAAAUCAAUACAAUGUCCGGUAUGGGCUACCAAUAUAAAUCCAUCUGGGAUGCAGUGCGGGUCAUCGUGGCCGAAGAGGGACCACGUGGACUAUUCAAGGGCAUUGGACCAAAUCUACUCAAGGUUGCACCCAGUAUGGCCAGUAGCUGGCUCAGUUUCGAGUUGACGAGAGACUUCCUCAUCAGCCUGAAUGAUAGAGAAUAG